AUGUCGCAGGAUGCCACUCUUCAAUCGAAAUUCAUUUUGCUGUCUUUAUGUACGCCAUCCCAUCCGUACCCCAUCCGCGGCCGAAGGCCUAAACCGCCAGGACAGCUCCAAAACACCCCGACCUUUCCCCUGACCUCGACUCGCAGAGUAUUCCCACCCAAUCCCACCGAGCCCCAACACCUUCGCCAUGUCGUCCCCCGCUAUCCGUCUUCCACCCUCUACUCCAAUAUCAAGUCCUAA
Lindgomyces ingoldianus is the source of this 240-nucleotide messenger RNA. RefSeq lists its product as uncharacterized. The record is from RefSeq and is a predicted model, not a curated record. Bases 1 to 240 code for a protein of 79 amino acids. The transcript has 3 exons. Lineage: Eukaryota; Fungi; Ascomycota; Dothideomycetes; Pleosporales; Lindgomycetaceae.